Oncorhynchus mykiss (rainbow trout) is the source of this 1661-nucleotide messenger RNA. RefSeq names its product SIX homeobox 9 (gene six9). Gene Ontology annotation, molecular function: RNA polymerase II cis-regulatory region sequence-specific DNA binding; DNA-binding transcription factor activity, RNA polymerase II-specific. NCBI's taxonomy places the organism in Eukaryota, Metazoa, Chordata, Actinopteri, Salmoniformes, Salmonidae. Gene Ontology annotation, cellular component: nucleus; transcription regulator complex. Gene Ontology annotation, biological process: skeletal muscle fiber development; regulation of transcription by RNA polymerase II; regulation of skeletal muscle cell proliferation. The record is from RefSeq and is a predicted model, not a curated record.
GAUUUAUGGGUCAUGGGGGAACAAACUAUUGAGUGCCUACACUACCAAACCACGUUAGAAGCGCUUUUGCAAUUUGGUUAGUAAAUUAGAUUUAAAUACGCUUGUUUGAACAACACAAUCCUGCUUUCUCUCUGGAUGAAUGCUUUCUCUGUUGUGUACCCAAUCAGGUAUGUCUGUUUUUGUAACCCCUAUGCUCUCAGGUUACCUGAGUUCAACAUUGCCAGGGCGGAGACAGGGUAUGAAUAAGGAGAUAUAUAUAUAUAUAUAUACACACGUUCAUACAGACUUAUUCACCCGACUGCAGCUAACAUUCUCUACAGGCUCUCAAGCUAUCGAUAAAACAUUUCCCUUCAGAGAGUUGUGAAAGGUCACAGAGGUAGGCCAACUAACCUUUUGACCUCUCGUCGUGCGUGGGCUCCAUCUCCGUGGCAAUGGUCUUCUCAGCAGAACAAGUGGCGUGUGUGUGCGAGGUCCUUCUGCAGAGCGGACGCAUGGAGAGCUUGACUGGCUUCCUCCGCACUCUUCCCCCCUCUUCCUCCUCUUGCCUGGGGGGUCUGGAGAGCGUCCUGAAGGCACGGGCUGCCGUGGCCUUCCAUCUGGGGCGCUUCUCGGACCUCUACGCCCUCCUGGAGGGCUUCCCCUUCUCCAAUCGCAGCCACCCCCUGCUGCAGCAGCUCUGGCUGAGGGCACACUACCUGGAGGCCGAGUGCCAGAGAGGGCGCCCCCUUGGGGCUGUGGGGAAGUACCGCGUACGCCGUAAGUUUCCCCUGCCAAGAACCAUCUGGGAUGGAGAGGAGACUAGCUACUGCUUCAAGGAGAAAUCCCGGAGUGUGCUGCGCGAGUGGUAUUACCAUAAACCGUACCCUUCACCACGUGAGAAACGAGCGCUUGCAGCCGCCACCGGUCUCACCACCACCCAGGUGAGCAACUGGUUCAAGAACAGACGGCAACGGGACCGAGCAGCUCACAGUACUACCGGGGAACAGGAAGCUUGUGGACCACUUAUUGGCUCCAACAGAAACCCAGGAGCAGUAUACCCGUCCUCUGACAAUGACCUUUCAUCUCCAGGCACCCCCAGUCCCCCCUUCUCCUGCCCCCAACCCCCACCUCCUGAGCCAUAUGGGUGGGGGACAACUCUGAACCUCUCCACUACCUGAGCCAUUAUGUAUAGUAUGUUCACUUCAGAGGCAAUACUAUUCAGUUGUCUAGCCAGAAAUGUGAGAGAAUGAUCUUUUUUAGUAACUUAGUGACACCCUGUAUCCAAAAUGGUUAAGCGUUUUAAAUCUGAAAAAAUAAAAGGCAGUUUAAUAGAAAAGUUGUCACCUAAUCAUUGACACAAGUAUAUGUAAAUCAUGUUUAAAACGCAGCACUCUGGCAAGAUGUGCUGAAUGAUACCACUCCCAUAGCUAAAACCAAGACAUGCCUGACACCUCUUGGGGAGAAGUAAUGCAUACGGAAGAUAUCCAGUGACAGUACAACCAAAGGCAUUGACAACCAUUUUAAUGUCGCCCAUUGUUACGUUUCUUCAUGUUUUCAGUCACUGCCAUGCUCUGUGAAUAUAACCUUCAAUGUCAUCUGUGAGCUUACUGCACGAAACCAAGUCUCAAAUCUGACAUUCACAGAAAUCAAUUGUUGGCAAAAUCACAACUGAUGAUCAUGAU